GGUCUCCGCCCCUUUGUCCUCCCCUGAUUCUUGUAAUUACUAUGUAGAAAAAAUGGGACUAACUACCGGGGAACCGGGUGGAUACAACACAAUGUAACAUAAGUGGAGCGAUAUAACGAAUGGGCAGAGAAAGUCUAUACUAAUCAGACUUUAGAAAUGUGUUGUUGACCAGACAAAGGAAGAGUUCUACAAAACAAGGUGCUCAUGAAGAAUGGAACUAACCAUGUUUAACUUUGAUCAUUGAACACACCCUAAUGGAUUACGUAAACUCCGCUGAACCAGAUGUUGAUGCCUUCAUCUGCACAGAAUGUGGGGAUGGCUUCAGGCGCUACCUUGACUUGGUUAAACACAUUACUGUUCAUGAACGACUCAGAACUCAUGAACGAACAGAUUUAUUUUCCCUUGACAGUUUACCCAAUGGGUUUCAAGUUCCCCGUGAAUAUGCUCUCCAUGAAAAUGGAACUUUCAUAGUGGUUGACAGAUCUGGACCAUCAAACAACCCUUCUUCUGUCAAACAGCCAUCUUCAACUCCUUCACCUUAUCAGAAUUCAAAGACCAUUGUACUCAAAACUAAGCCAGCAAAAACUGAUCUACGUGUCAACACAGUGUCUCACUCCGAGUGCCGCAGUGUCUCUCCUCUAAAACAGUACCGAUGCGAAACGUGUGGAAAAUUGUUUAACAACCAGCUGAGUUUACAACAACAUCAACAGUAUCGUAAUUUAGAGCAAGGUUAUAAGUGCACCUUGUGUUGCAAGAUCUUCACAGAUAAAGAGAGGCUAAGGGAACAUCUCCAAGAACAUGCCCAUGAAAUAUUUUACUGCUGUGGUCAGUGUGGAAAACGCUUUCUGAAACAAGAGACCCUGUAUGCUCAUCAAAAAGAGCAGCAUGGGUCGCUGGGGCUCAAACAAAUGGGGAAGUCUGACAAUGGUCAAGAAAACAUAAUACAGAAAACAUAUCCCUGUAAGAAGUGUAAUCUGUGUUUUUUCUGGCUCUCCGACUUGCAGAGCCACUUACUCAGUCAUUCCAAAGACAAACCAUUAUCUGUGAACUCUUCAUCCAAAAUCGAGCAACAGUCUCAGAAAGAUGAGCUAUCACAUACCAUCGAGUACAGCGACAGCACCCCUACCGAUGUUACUAAACAGUACAGCAGCAGCACCCCUACUACCGAUGUGACCAAACAGUACAGCAGUGACGCAACUGUUGAUGUGAAGACCCACAAUGGCAAAUCUGAUUCCAAAACACCAUCCUCUUUCAGACCAUACCGCUGUGGUUUGUGUGGAGAUCGCUUCCAGCAGUUAACAGACUUGAAGGAGCAUCAUCUUACCCAUCAAACACAAGAAGAAAUUGACAAGUUAAAUAAGGAUUCAGAGUCACAAAGAGUUGUAAAAAGGCGGCGAAGGUAUACUGGCAUUGAGUGCAUCGUAACAAAAGCACCUGCAAGGAAGGGAGGAAGGCCCCCACUUUAUAAAAAAGGCUCUGGGACAAAAUUACAUCCAUGCAAGCACUGCCACCGUGUAUUCAGUCACUCUAGUAGUCUUUCUCGGCACAAUAGAUCCCACAAGGGGACUCUUCACACUUGUGUUCUCUGUGGGAAACAUUUUCCACAACGCUGUGAUGUCCGGAGGCAUAUAGCCAUGUAUCACAAACCUGAAUUAGAGAAGAAGCCAAGUCUUAAGUACUUGGCAUUGCAUUCUAAACCAGAUGGUGGUUCCCAAUUGAAUUCUGAUGUGUUGGAACAGAAUGCGUCAUCUGAAGGAAAACCCAAGAAGUCUUUAGACAGUGUUGUAGCAGAAUUGGAAAGUGACGAUCAACAAACCACAUCUACUGGAGAAGUGUCCGCUGCUCCUAAGGCACGGAGGAACUACAAGUGUGACCAAUGUGGGAAAAAGUUUGGGCUGCUGUGUGUGUACCAACGGCAUUUGCGGUACCACAAAAGGGAACCGGGUAGUGAAAUGGUUAAGUGCCCUCGCUGCCCAAGUCGCUUCCGGAGUUCGUCUGCUCUAGGGCGCCAUCUUGAGAUUCACCCAAGUCAGUCAAGCGGGGAAACGGACAUGGAAGGACGGGCAUCUCCCACUGCUGACUCCAAUCCAGACCUGGACUCUGACCAAGACAAUGCAAAGGAUUUAGUGGGUCAUGGGGACAUUGAUGAUGUCAAGGGUGGGAAUGGUGAAAAAAUUGGUCCAGCAGAGGUGCUGUAUGAAUGCACUGAGUGUACAGAGACUUUUUCCUCCUUGCAGAAGUUUCUGAAGCACCAGAGUUCUCAUGGGUCCGAUAACCUUGGAUAAUGGAAACUAUAUGCAUGGUAUUUAUAUCCUGAGGUUCGAACCCUAACUUGAGAUCGAUGCACAUACCACAAAUUGUUGCACUGUUAUGCAGACCUCAAUUCAUGAUUUACGGAAGUCCGAGUUACGUGCACAUGUCUCAAGUUAGGAUUCUUUCUUUGAUGAUGGAGCAGUUAACAAGUGUUUUUUUUUUACUAUGAAUUGAGGAACUACAACCAGUAUGGUUCUUGUCGUGGGUGGGUCAUUCAUUCUUAACCGGAGUAGGAUGACUUUGAUGUAGCACUGCAUAGAUCGAGAUGGUGACUGGGAAUUACUGAGAUUUUUUAAUGUAUUUUCUACGAUCAUGUGAAUUUGAGGUCCGUUUUGUAUCAAUGUUUUAGAUUGUUUUGGUUACUUCUAGUUAAACCUUUGACAUUACCCCUGGAAAGGCCAUGGUGUGGGAAUAAUGCCUUUAAUAUCCUCUGAGAGCAUUAUUGAAGCUAGUAGUCGAGCACAAUUUGCUAAAGACCAAGUGGCAAUAACGUUUUUGCAGAUAGAUUUGGACCCAUGCAAAGCGUUAAGAUGGUCUGAGGUAACAAUGACUGUCCAUUUUGUAAAGUAAUUAGAAAAGUUUUUUUGCAAGUGCAGUUCCAUUGGGAUUUUGCUUUAAAACAAUUUAAGAUAUUAUUUAUUUGCAAUUGCCAAGUCUUUACAACCAUGGUGUCUUUCUCAAGAUCAAAAAAACCUGUCAAGGUGAGAUGUUCCCAAACUACCAGACCAGGAAUGUUUGUAUAAUUUUGAAAGGCUUUCUCAUGUAUCAUCUUUUCACUAUAUUGUGGUCUUGUCUCUCAAUUCACUUAAUGGUUCUGUUAUCUAGAUCAGUGGUUCCCAACGAGGGGUACUUAGCCUAUCCACAGGGGCAACUUGAGAAGACUCAUGAGACCAUAGGUCUACUGGUAAAAUGCACAUGAGGGGGUACUUCAGGGGUUGUCUGGGCAGAGAAAAAUUCAGUUGGUGGUACAGUAACCGAAAAAGAUUGGGAACCACUGCUCUAGAUGAUUUCUGCUGCCAGUCCUCCGGGUGGCCACUGAUCUGUUAACAUGAUCAGCAUGUUUUUCCAUAAGGCACGACAAAGUCCAGUGAUUCCAAUGCAAACCACACGUAGCAUUGUGAUGUAAAUUAGCCUUUUCAAAUGGUACUGUUGCUUCCUUUAUUGCCUACCAAACGAGAACACAUGCAUUGGCCCUGAUUUUUAUGUUAAUUUUGUGCCAUUAAAGUUGAAAGAAAUUUA
This is a messenger RNA of Salvelinus namaycush (lake trout), 3552 nucleotides long. RefSeq names its product zinc finger protein 616-like. NCBI's taxonomy places the organism in Eukaryota, Metazoa, Chordata, Actinopteri, Salmoniformes, Salmonidae. Bases 255 to 2285 code for a protein of 676 amino acids. The transcript has 2 exons. Gene Ontology annotation, biological process: regulation of transcription by RNA polymerase II. Gene Ontology annotation, molecular function: RNA polymerase II transcription regulatory region sequence-specific DNA binding; DNA-binding transcription factor activity, RNA polymerase II-specific. The record is from RefSeq and is a predicted model, not a curated record. Gene Ontology annotation, cellular component: nucleus.